CGGAGCCGCCGCCGCUGCCGGUCAUGUCCGCCCCUGCCGGCGCCCCGCACCCCCACGCCGCCGCCAGCGCCAGGAUCCCGCCCCGGCUCGGAGCGGCGGCCGCCCCCGCCGGCCCGAGCUCGGCGCCGCACUACCAGAACGGUCCAGCACAGAAUCAGAUGCAGUUUCCACCUGGAUAUGGAUUACCUCCUCAAGGCUAUGUUGUUCCCUCAGGACUCUAUUCCCAAGGACCUGGGAAAAGUACCCCUCUGCCAUUGGAAAGCCAGUAUGGGACUGAUUAUUAUUCUGGCCCCUACACAGUACCAACACAAAAUGUGACUGUUGCUACAGGUCCUAGCUCGAUGAACAUGCAGCUGGGAUCACAGCAGGUAUAUGGCAGGGGUCCUCCUGCUCCUCAUACUGUAGGGUCCACUCCUGGAUCAUUCCCAAGUGGUGUUGCAUCUUCAGCAUCCCAUUUACACACAGGUAGACCCCAGCCGCACUCCUCCUUUGGUAAUCACUACAACAGUCCGGUCAUUCCCUCUGCCAGUUCUUCCAUUGCUUCUCAGGGAUUUCCCCUUACUUCUGGCCAUUAUGCUAUGUCUACUGCUUCGGGUGCUGUGUACCCUAGUGUUUCAUAUCCUUCGGUGCCUGCUGGCGAUCCAUAUGGGCAAGUAUUUACUUCACAGAGCACUUCAGUCAUCACACAGUUUAAAGAUAAUUCAUUUCCUGGUCAAAACACAGCCGUCAACCAUCCGCCGCAGCGGCGACAGAGUCCUGUGGGAUAUUGUACUUCAUCAUGGGCAACUCCGGGCCCCCAGUCAACCCAAGACAACCUUACCCAAAAUCACACUGGAUCCCUGGCUACAGCAGGCAGCACGUCUAAUGCAGAUUCUUCAUCCUGUGCUGGAAAGCAAAACAUUCAGCUUCUCAAGACCAGCCCAGCGCCACCCACGGUUUCAUCAGGGAGUGUUUCAGCAAGGACACAGUCUGCUGCAGACCAGGCAACCGAACCUGCGGCCUCGGAGACACAGCCUCCAGAACGCUUACUGCAGGAAGGCAUGCAGUAUGGUGGAUAUGUUAAUAAUCAAGCUAGCUCUGCACCAACUCCCUCGUCAUCAACUUCAGAUGAUGAGGAAGAGGAGGAGGAGGAUGAGGAAGCAGCCAUUGACAGCUCCUCUACCACCAGCAGUGCUUCUCCUGUGCCCAACAGCUUUGAUGCUCUGGAAGGUGGGAGCUAUCCAGGUGACACGAUGGGUGUGUUGACACGCUUUCUAUCGACCAGCAGUCCAGCUCCGGCUCUCUCUGUUCCUCAGGCAGCCAAACCUGCUAAGCCCUUUGGCUAUGGGUAUCCAAUCCUUCAGCCUGGUUAUCAGAAUGUAGGGCUGAGUUCUGGAGUACAAACUAGUAACCCGGCAUAUUCUGGAUUCCAGCAGUUUGCCCAGCAGUAUCCUGGUAUGAAUCAGUUGUCAUCUAGUCUAAGUGGAUUAAGUCUGCAGCAUUCUUCUCAACAACCCGAAAGUCUGAGACCAGUCAACCUCACUCAAGACAGGAAUAUUCUGCCUGUGACUCCCGUUCUGGCUCCUGUACCUAAUUUGAGUUCAGACCUGAGAAAAUUAAAUUGUAAUCCUGAUUCAUUUCGAUGUACUCUGACAAAUAUUCCACAGACUCAGGCUUUACUGAAUAAAGCUAAGCUUCCUUUAGGGUUGUUGUUGCAUCCCUUCAGAGAUCUCACGCAAUUACCAGUUAUAACAUCAAGCACCAUUGUGAGGUGCCGGUCUUGCAGGACAUAUAUCAACCCUUUUGUGUCCUUCAUUGAUCAGAGGAGAUGGAAAUGCAAUCUGUGCUACAGAGUUAAUGAUGUUCCUGAGGAAUUUAUGUAUAAUCCCCUUACCCGUUCCUAUGGAGAGCCUCACAAACGGCCCGAGGUUCAGAAUUCAACCGUGGAAUUCAUUGCUUCUUCAGACUACAUGCUUCGUCCUCCUCAGCCUGCAGUGUACUUGUUUGUUUUAGAUGUGUCUCAUAAUGCACUGGAAGCUGGGUAUUUGACAAUUGUCUGCCAGUCGCUGUUGGAAAAUCUAGACAAGCUGCCUGGAGAUUCGAGAACAAGAAUCGGGUUCAUAACCUUUGACAGCACGGUUCAUUUCUAUAACUUACAAGAAGGGUUAUCACAGCCUCAGAUGUUGAUUGUCUCAGACAUAGAUGAUAUCUUCUUACCUACACCUGAUAGUUUACUUGUAAAUCUACAUGAAAGCAAAGAGCUGAUAAAAGACUUAUUGAAUGCUUUACCAAAUAUGUUCACCUAUACAAGAGAAACCCAUAGUGCUCUUGGUCCUGCACUUCAGGCUGCCUUUAAAUUAAUGUCUCCAACAGGUGGCCGUGUGUCUGUAUUCCAGACACAGUUACCUUCCUUGGGUGCAGGACUCCUGCAGUCCAGAGAAGAUCCUAAUCAGAGAUCCAGCACAAAGGUUGUGCAACAUCUUGGUCCUGCGACUGAUUUUUAUAAGAAAUUGGCGUUAGACUGUUCAGGGCAACAGACAGCAGUGGAUCUGUUCCUUUUAAGUUCACAGUAUUCUGACCUGGCGUCUCUAGCUUGCAUGUCCAAGUAUUCUGCAGGUUGCAUCUAUUAUUACCCAUCUUUUCAUCAUACCCACAAUCCUUCACAAGCAGAAAAAUUGCAAAAAGACUUAAAACGUUAUCUCACAAGGAAAAUUGGAUUUGAAGCAGUCAUGAGGAUAAGAUGUACAAAAGGUCUUUCAAUACACACUUUCCAUGGAAAUUUUUUUGUUCGAUCUACUGAUUUGCUUUCCCUUGCCAACAUCAAUCCUGAUGCUGGAUUUGCAGUUCAGAUGUCAAUUGAAGAAAAUUUAACAGAUACUUCUCUGGUGUGUUUUCAGACUGCCCUAUUAUAUACCUCAAGCAAAGGUGAGCGGAGGAUUCGGGUGCACACUCUUUGUUUGCCAGUAGUGAGUUCACUGGCAGAUGUUUAUGCAGGAGUAGAUGUACAAGCAGCCAUCUGCCUUCUAGCAAACAUGGCUGUGGAUCGGUCGAUUUCAUCAAGUUUAUCAGAUGCAAGAGAUGCCUUAGUGAAUGCUGUAGUGGAUUCCCUCUCUGCAUACAGCCAGACCUCUUCCACCUCACAGCAGUCUGCUCUCAUAGCCCCCACCUCCCUCAAGCUGUUUCCUCUCUAUGUUUUGGCGCUGCUCAAGCAGAAAGCAUUUAGAACUGGUACUAGCACCCGCCUGGAUGAUCGUGUGUUUGCCAUGUGCCAGAUGAAGUGUCAGCCACUUGUUCAUCUGAUGAAAAUCAUUCAUCCCAACCUGUACAGAAUAGACAAACUGACUGAUGAGGGUGCAAUACAUAUUAACGACAGAAUAGUGCCUCAGCCGCCUCUUCAAAAAUUGUCUGCAGAGAAGCUGACAAGAGAGGGCGCCUUCCUUAUGGAUGCUGGUUCUAUUAUUUACAUCUGGAUUGGGAAAAGCUGUGAAAAUAACUUCCUAAAAGAUGUGCUCGGUUACCCAAACUAUGCAUCACUACCACAGAAACUGACACAUCUUCCAGAGUUAGAUACACUUUCCUCAGAAAGAACCAGGUCCUUUCUUUCCUGGCUUAGAGACAACAGGCCAUUGUGUCCAGUUCUCCAUGUGGUAAAAGAUGAGAGUCCUGCCAAGACAGACUUUUUCCAGCACUUAGUUGAAGACCGGACAGAGGCUGCAUUCUCUUACUAUGAAUUUUUGCUUCAUGUUCAGCAGCAGAUUUGUAAGUGAAAUGGAACCAAAGAAGAAGAAAAACAUCCAUGACUUUUGAGACAAGCAUACGUUGUCAGAGAAGCACAUGGGAAAUUUGGAAAGAAAGCAUUUGCAAUGCACCCCACCCUUUCUGAAGCUUUGACAGUUAAAGGUGAAGAAUUGUCUGCUAGAAGGAGGAUUUAUUUCAGCCUAAAUUAAAAGAUAGUAAUGAUGAUGCUAUUUCACUAACUACAUUUUGAAUUGGUUUAUACACAUUUCCAGUAGUGCAGCAGUAUGGUCCUAUUAAUUGCAAGCUGGCAAAUUUAUGUAGCUAUGUGGAAUGAUGUUUCAUAAUGUAAAAUUAGAUAAAUCCUUUUUCUUACAUUUAACAGAAUAUAUCCGAACUUAAACUCUGAUGAGAGAUGCCAAAGGGCAAUGGUAUCAGGUUAUUUGUUUAAUAUGAAUUACUUUUUAACAAGGAAUGAUUCAUAUUCAUUAAAUGGAUUCAUCAUUUUCCCAGUGAAGACUAUAGAAUUUCAAUACAUGAACUGUAGAAAUAAAAUGUAUAAUGUACAUAAAUGUUACAUUUGUAAAAAAAUGUAAAAAUGUAACUACAGAAUAUGAAUUGCUUAAAAUGUGCUACAUUGUUGGAUGUUUGAUGACAGAUCUUUUUGUCCCAGUUAGAGAAUGAGGUUGACUAAUACAUAUUAAGAAUGGAUGGAGUCCACAUAAGAAACACUCUUUGUAAUUCUGUUAAAUCUUUUAUGUGGAAUUAUUUAUGAUCACCUUACUAAUUAAAGAUAUUUUGCUUGAUUGUGUGUGUAUUUUUUGUAACCAAUAUUUUUACAUGUCUGAGAUGUAGGAUUUGGUAACUUGUGGGAAAUUAUACGUUGAUUUUAAUAUUCUGUAUGUCAAUAUAUUUUCAUUGAUCUAUGAUCUAUGACUUAUCAUUGUGUGUUCCAUUUCUAAAAGCCAAGUAAUUUUUCAAAAGAGAGCUAAUUAUUGUUAGUGUCGUCAGUUGUCUCAUUGUGCUGGUAAAAGAAAUGUUCUCAACCUUCACAUUGCUUUAACUUGAAAUUUUCAGAAAUGACAUGACCACUCAGUUUAACUGACUUAAUAGAAGUACCACCUUGAGUUUUUAUAGUGCCUUCACUCAUUCUGAAAGAAAUGCUUCAACAACAGUUUAGUUAUUCAUAAAAAUUUAAUAAUCUAUUCCAAGUACAUUGAGAUUAGAGAUUGUUGCCGCUAUGUAAAGAACCAUGGAAUGGUAAAGGUGCUUGGUGUGUAUGUAUUUUUUUUUAAUAUAAAGCCAUUGAUCUUGCUGUCUUCA
Messenger RNA from Phascolarctos cinereus (koala), 5037 nucleotides. Lineage: Eukaryota; Metazoa; Chordata; Mammalia; Diprotodontia; Phascolarctidae. The record is from RefSeq and is a predicted model, not a curated record.